GACCGGACCGUGACCUAUGACGAAGCCUCAUGUAUACUUGUACAUGUGGUUGAACUAGACGUACGUAAGAACUCGCACGUAUAGUAGCCAUGUACAUGUACAUGUACCUAACCUGUGCAAUAAAACAUUAUAAGCACUUGCAAGGCCGUUUGCUCAAUAUUCCCAAGGACUUAGCGCGCGCUGCGAGACGUCCUGUUUGGCAAUGCUGACCGCGUCUGUGCUUGCGGCCGUUCACAACUUGGGAAUUCGUUACACGUGUUCAACCCUAAACUACAGGGGCACUAUACAAGACAGUGACAUGCUACAGUGCAUGCAGUCUAGUCGCGAAUAAAUAGUGAACUUGGGGAUGUUUAUAUGGCUUGACCAUGCAGUACGUUGUGUGAAUUGAGUGAAGACAACGCACAGCAUGUUUGCUACUGGACGAGGAAGUUAGAUUCAAACAGCAAUGCUGCUCUCCGCUUCAAACAGCAACGCUGACGCAAUUUCUACCAAGUCCAUGUCUUUAUAACAGCACAGCAGAUAUCAACGCCGUACGGUGUGCAUCACAUGACAUGUACAUGUACAUGUGCGCCCUCCGUGAUCUUUAAAACUGUAGCCCAUGGUACAAGUACAUGUAGUAAGUGUACAGACUGCAGUUCAUUAUGAGCAAUGUCUCGGGCCGGGCGAUGUAUGCUCUGCUGUAUGGCCGUUGUGGCCGUGACCGUGCUGGUUAGUAUUCAACGCUUGGGUCUUCCGGCUAGUAUAAAAGAGCCCAUUUCAAUGAACAAGCUACUAGCUAAGCGAGGGAAGGACCUGUCACAGGAACACAAAGGAACUCGUGAAUCGUGCAAUAACCGGACUUGCUUAUGGGAAAAAGAGCAGUUGUACCGCAAGGGUUUGGCGUGGGAUAUGUGCAGUGCGCUCCAUGCCCAUGGGGCGGACACCCACCACCACCAUCCGCCAUUACGGUACCGUCUGGACGAGUCAAGGAACAAGACCAAACUGGCUUCCAUGCUCGAGCACUUCCUAGUCAUAGACUCUCUCAAGUUGAUUUAUUGCUUUAUACCAAAGGUGGGCUGUACGAGCUGGAAGCGUCUGUUCCUUGUCAUGAGCGGCAAAUACGAUUCCAUGGAAGAUAUAGGGCAGAGGGAAACACACAUUCUCGCGUUGAGAACGUUCCGUACGCUGGCCAGCUACACCGUCGCUGAAGCGGAGGAACUGUUAGCAACUUACAGGAAAUUCGUCAUCGUGCGGAACCCUUACGAGAGGGUACUUUCGGCGUACCAGGAUAAAUUUCAGGAGGACUACCCUGCGAGUCGAGUAACCAGGAAGCAGUACAGCGAGAAGAUCCUUCGAAUGACCGGUGGCUCGCCUGAAAAUGUCCAGAAACUGUUGCAAUCCCAGCGCAGGAAAGACGGCACGCUAAACGUCACUUUCUCGCAGUUCGUGAGAUUCUUGUCGCGUCUCGGCGGUCCGAAGACCCGGCAGUAUAUGAACGAUCACUGGAAACCGAUGAAUCUGAUUUGUCAUCCGUGCCUCGUCGACUACGACUGGAUCGGACACUACGACUCUUUACGGACCGACGCCGAUUUCAUUCUAACAGCCGUCGGGGCCGACCCCCAAUUCCGAUUCCCGAAUUUCACUACAAACCCCACGGGAAGUUCCAAUGGGGACACGCUGCUUCGAUACUAUUCCACUCUUACCACCGCGGAAAUAGAGGACCUGUACAAAUACUUGGAGUUAGAUUUUAGUCUCUUCGGAUUUGAUAUACCGCCGAGUAUACGGAGCUUACUCAACAACAGAGGGCGUGCUAACGAUUACACCACCAAUGAUCAGACACAUCUUCCGGUAACUUAAAGCUAGUUUACUGU
Messenger RNA from Patiria miniata (bat star), 1850 nucleotides. Its product is annotated as carbohydrate sulfotransferase 11-like. NCBI's taxonomy places the organism in Eukaryota, Metazoa, Echinodermata, Asteroidea, Valvatida, Asterinidae. The record is from RefSeq and is a predicted model, not a curated record. Gene Ontology annotation, cellular component: membrane. The transcript has 3 exons. Bases 649 to 1836 code for a protein of 395 amino acids. Gene Ontology annotation, molecular function: sulfotransferase activity. Gene Ontology annotation, biological process: carbohydrate biosynthetic process.